Molecule: messenger RNA, 816 nt
Organism: Drosophila grimshawi
Lineage: Eukaryota; Metazoa; Arthropoda; Insecta; Diptera; Drosophilidae
Exons: 3
Coding region: 87-452 (121 amino acids)
Source: RefSeq, a predicted model, not a curated record
UGGGAUGCAAUCAGAAAGCCUCUUCACAAAAAGUAGUUGGCAGUUUAGCUGUGAAUCAGUCAACAUUUUGAGUGUGCCACGUAAAGAUGAAUAUAUUUUUGAACGGAAUUUUACUGAUGCUGCUGCUGGCGGUGUUCAACGUGCCGCAAACUGAGGCAAAUGUCAGCAUACGCGGGUACUGGAAUGAGGCACAUCUCGACAAGUGCUACGUCAAUGCAAAUCUCAUCAUGAAUCGGGGAGACACGGCCAAAUAUCCCGAUUUGGAUUGCGCACGCAUUAUCUGUCAAUAUAACAGCAUGGCUGAAAUUCAUACCUGCAAUGACAUAUUCGUACCCCCUGGCUGUAAAUAUGUUGCACGAAAUUCCCCUGAUACCGACUUUCCCAAAUGCUGUGAACGUGACGUAAUCUGUCCCAACGAUGAAGAGAAAUAUGAAUGGAACAUGUUUUUCUAGCGAUUGUGCACAGAAACAUGAAUGGAACAUCUUAAAAUAAAACUGUCUAAGCACAAAAUAUCAUCACACUGAAAUGCAUCUCUAUAUAUAUAUUCGACAUAUGUUUCUCAAUCAAAGUUUAAGAAACACAAAACUCAAUGAUUGUUCUACAACUAAUCAGGUCAUCUAAUCAGAACCGAAACCUCCACAUUAUGGAAAUUCACAAUUGGUGUAGAAAUUCAAAAAUCAGUUACAGAAAGCGAUAUUAUUAAUCCAUAAUACAUGCAUAAUGUUAUAAGACUUACUGGAAUCUAAAUAUAUAAAUAUUUGAUUAGCCUACUCUAAAAAAUGAACGCCUGAUAAUUAUAGCAAACAUUUAAUAUUU